Messenger RNA from Polistes canadensis, 1260 nucleotides. Its product is annotated as lipase 3-like. Bases 1 to 1260 code for a protein of 419 amino acids. The transcript has 7 exons. The record is from RefSeq and is a predicted model, not a curated record. Gene Ontology annotation, biological process: lipid metabolic process. Gene Ontology annotation, molecular function: hydrolase activity, acting on ester bonds. NCBI's taxonomy places the organism in Eukaryota, Metazoa, Arthropoda, Insecta, Hymenoptera, Vespidae.
AUGAAAACAAUCUUUUUACAUCUUGUCAUUUUUUACGGUUUUAUUAAUUUGACUACAUCCAUUACAAGUGAAUUACCAAUCUAUAACGUAGUUAAUGAUAUAUUAUCAAUCGGUCGUUAUGGAAGUAAUGGAAAAUAUAAUCCGAACAUCGAUCUCAACACUGGACAGAUAAUACGAAGACAUGGUUAUCCUUCUGAGGCACAUUUCAUAACAACGGAGGAUGGUUAUCUUUUGACACUACAUCGAAUUCCAGGGAAACCUAAAUCUCACCCCGUUCUGUUACAACAUGGUAUACUUUGCAGUUCCGUUCAUUGGGUACUCAACGGUCCAAAAUAUGCUCUUGCUUUUGAAUUAGCUGAUAGUGGAUAUGACGUAUGGCUUGGUAAUUUUCGUGGUAACGUUUAUACAAAAGCUCACGUGAAUAUGUCAACAGCUGAUCCCAACUUUUGGGAAUUUUCUUUUCACGAAUUAGGUAUAUACGACUUACCAGCAAUGAUAUCAUAUAUUACAAAUCUGAAACAAAGCAAUUUGACAUAUAUCGGCCAUUCUAUGGGAACAACAGCAUUUUAUGUAAUGUCCAUCAUGAGACCAGAUAUUGCUAGUAAAGUUCAAAUGAUGUUUAGUUUUGCUCCAGUUGCUUACAUGGGCCAUUUAAACAGUCCUAUAGAUAUUUUAGCUCCUGUUACAACUAAUUUAAUGUGGUAUUUUCAUGAAUUUGGUGAAAAUGAAUUUGUUCCACUAAACGAUGUAAUCUUGACUUUCGUUAGAUACUUUUGCGAUAGUGGUUUCAUUCAACAAGAAAUAUGCUUUACGGUACUAAGUAUCAUUGUUGGAUUCGAUAAAGCUGAAAAUAAUAAUACGUUACUACCUGUCAUUAUGGGUCAUACUCCUGAUAGUACGUCUUAUAAGACAAUAAAUCAUUAUAAACAAAUGAUAUCAUCUGGUAAGUUUCGACACUAUGAUUACGGACCGAUAAAAAAUCUAAAAGUUUAUAAUAGUGUAACCCCUCCUGAUUAUGACACGUCGAAAAUUUGUGUACCUAUAGCAUUAUAUUAUGCUGAAAACGAUAAUUUUUCGGAUGUUACGGAUGUUCUUCGUUUAUCGAAGGAAUUAAAAUAUCUCGUGGAUCUUUAUAAGAUACCAUUUAAGAAAUUUAAUCAUUUUGAUUUUCUCUUUGCUAUUCAUGCACCAAGUUUAGUUUAUACUAGAUUACUCCAGACAUUGAAAGAGAAUACAAAUAAAGCUCCAACUAAUUGUUAA